This is a messenger RNA of Dreissena polymorpha, 3974 nucleotides long. RefSeq lists its product as uncharacterized. The coding region runs from base 183 to 1571 and encodes 462 amino acids. NCBI's taxonomy places the organism in Eukaryota, Metazoa, Mollusca, Bivalvia, Myida, Dreissenidae. The record is from RefSeq and is a predicted model, not a curated record. The transcript is spliced from 2 exons.
AUUUCAGAACAAUUGAAGACAUGCCAGACGUGUUCGAGCUGGAAACCUUUGACAACAGGAAACAGAAGACUGUGGAGACUGCCGAGAAAAAAAACGCUGCUUACUAAAUAAGUGAAAGUCUAAGCAACACACCUAUAUUACCUUGACGUGAAGUGUUAUUAAAGAUAUAAACGUCAAAGGAAAUGACAAUGCGACCUGAAAGAGGAAAGGCUAAGAAGAUGUACCUGCCCACGCAAACAACUAUGAAUUCUGAAAGCAAUACGGACGAUCCAUCGGAAAGUAAUAAUGUGACAAAAAUAAGUGAAAUAGACGGUGGGGGAGAUGCUAAAAAGCAGGUAAAAGAUGUUAAGGUCAAACCGUCUCGACAGAAGAAGCCGCUGAAAAAAAUAAACAAAGGUCCAGUGACAUUUUCGGCAGAAGAAAUUGUGAAAAAGGAAGGGCCCUUAAGUUUAAAUGCGCCCACUAUUCCCAACGUUCAACUGCUGAUAAUUAAUGUGAAAGGUAAUGGCAAAGGUAAAAGUGAAGACGAUGACCAUAUUGAUCCUCCCGAAAGCAGACGAAGAAAUGCAAUCUCUAAUAUUAUCCACAAGUAUAAACCUGACGUUGUUUUAUUUCAGGAAUUUACCUGGGUAGGUAUUACAGGCAACUCAUGGAUAAAAUGGCCAAUACCCGACAAUUAUGCCUACUUGGGCAAUACGGAAGCGAGUAUAAUGAGUGACUCAAGGCAUGUUGUUGUGUGGGACGUGCCAGCUGCUGACAUUGACAACAUACUUACAGAACUCAAGAGGACUUCCAAUAACAGGCUGGAGCAGCUUUUCCCGACGGACUUUACGCCAGUUUCGCGGAUGUGUCUGAAAAGGAUGAUGGUCAAAACAAAGCCUGUUUUGGAUUUCAUUUGCGUCUCGUGGCACGGGCCUUCAAAAAAACUUACCCUAGAAGAGAAAAUCGUUUUCUUUAAAUAUUUAAUGGAGUUCCUUCGUCAUAUAAAAGACAAGUACAACAUCGCCAUGCUGAUAGGUGGCGAUUUUAACAUAAACAUGGAAAGCAUUAAGCAUAUUGACAUCUCCCCGUUCAAGUUAUGCGAGUAUAAGGCAUCCGAAAGACGGAUUGGUAGAAUCAUUGACUUUUACAUUGUAUCGGACGAAAUUACCUUGGAUAACAUACAGUGGGUCGACCUUGAACGGGAUACUGACGUCGUUCGCCCGAAUAAAAUACUAGAUCACGACCCCGUGCUUGCUACUUUAAAACCUAGUUUAGAGGCAAUGGCAUUUAUGGACACAUUGUGGUCAUGGUUGUCGAAUCUGUUUGGAUUUCGAAAUGCUGUUUCAGAUACGGAGUCAAAUUGGUUGAAUCUUGAACGUGAUACUACCGUCGUUAGCCCGAAUGAAAUACCAGAUCACGAUCCCGUGCUUGGUACUUUAAAACCCAUUUUAGAGGUAGAAAGAUCAGCCGCCUAUGUGAAUGAACGUGGUGAUUCAGAAUCGAAGUCGAAAGGAAAAGCAAGUGACAAAAUGGCAUUUAUGGACACAUGGUGGUUAAGGUUGUCGGAUCUGUUAGGAUUUCGAAGGUGACACUACCGUCGAUUGCCCAAAAAGAAUACUAGAUCACGACCCGAUGCUUGUUACUUUAAAACCUAGUAUAGAGGCAGAAUUUCUAUGUGAAUCGAAAUGAUUUUUCAGAUUCUAAGUCGAAAGGAAACAUAUUUGACGAAAUGGUCUUCGAGGACACAUGGUGGUCAUGGUUGUCGGAUCUUUUGGAUCUCGAAUGUGAUACUACCGUCGAUUGUCCGAAUUGAAUACUAGAUCAAGACCUCGUGCUUGCUGCUUUGCAACCUUUACAUAAAUAAGCAAGGUAUGCUUCAUUAGGCAGUAUGAAGUGUCAAAAACUAUAUAAAAUACUGACUUCAGUGUAACAUGCUAUGCACUGUUUGAAUACAAAGUUUAAUGAGACAUUUUUCACGCCAUAUGACUUGUAUUAUUUAAAUACAUAUGUCGAAAAUGCAUGUUGUUUUUUUUAAGUGUGUUGGGAACCUCUUAAACGAGGGCUACGUUGACAGUUGUUGGCCUUAUGCAAUUAUUUUUUAGAAUUAAAUGUUGUCAUUAUUUUGAAAAUAUAUUUGUGUAAUAUUUAUGGUGUGGAAAGCCUAUUUUGCUUGUAGAGUUAAAUAUUACAUAUUAUUUGUAGGUUUUGCGUGGUUCUGGUAAAAUCAUAUUAAAUAAGCCCCAUAAGUAUUUUAGAUAUUGCCAAAAUACAGUAAAAUCAAACAUAUAAGACGUUAAGUGGAAAUGCAUUAUGACCAUCACUUAAGGCUUGCAAUUAUUGAUAAUUGUUAUUUUUGCGUAGAGCAUGAAUGAAUUAUUUAAAAUUUGAAUUACUUGUUUUAUGCAGAUCAUAACUGAUUUUGUAUUGAAGCACCAUAUCCAAUAAUACCACCUUGGAUGAUAAUGACCCUUAAUGGGUUUGCAAAAUUCUCGAAUCAUCACUUUCGUCAGUAGUAACAUACACACUUGAACAAAAAAAUGCCAUAAUUCGUUACUUCAAACAACAUGCUUGUGGUAUUACAUACACAUACUUUAAUAUAAUGAAUGACAAAAUGACGCAGCCUAUACUACACCUAUGACAUUUGUCGCCCUAUUUGUCGUUCUGGCCGAUAUUAGUCGCUCUGGCGUGACGUUCUUAAAAGAAACUUCACGUCAAAACGAAAGGGCAGAAAUCGGCCAUCAAAUCAACGUUUGUCUGACUGUUUUUUUAAUGUGCAUCUUUCAUGAUAAAAAUUUAUGGAAUCGUUAAGAGUCUUAUGUUUGCAUUGUAUAUUUCUUUACAAAUUGAUCGAAUGAAUACACUUUGUUUUAAUUCAAUUAUGUAUUUGUUUAAUGUUAAGGUAACAUAUACACAAGUGUCAUUGAAUUUCUACGUUACUAACAAGUCUACUGCCUUUGAUUUACGCAAUCAAAAGAACUAGAGAAAAUACAUCUGAAAUUUUGCAAACGUAUUUUAAAACUUAAAGCUAAUACAUCUAAUGCGGGCGUAUAUGGGGAGUUAGGUCGAUACCCUCUGUUCAUUACAAGGUAUAUACAAAUUAUUAAAUACUGGAGUAAAAUUAUACAUACAGAUAAUAUUAUUAUUAAAAAGGUUUAUGAACAGGCCAAAGCAGAUUGUAACACUGGCUUGAAAAAUUGGGUAUAUAAUAUUAAGUUAUUGCUAAGCAAUCAUGGUUUCGCUUAUAUUUUUGAAGACGCUGAAAAUGUCCAUUUUAAAUCAUUUAUUUGUAUUUUUAAACAACGUAUCUUUGACAAUUUUAUUCAGGAAUGGUCCCAGAGCAUGCAGAUAAACCAUGUUCUUACUACUUAUGUACUUUUCAAAAACAAUUUCCAUUACGCAUCAUACCUCGAUUUACUAUCUAGCAGCCUAAGAAUGUUUUUCUGUAGGCUAAGACUAUCGGUUCACCCACUAAGAAUACAAACCGGUAGAUAUGGUAGAAAUCGAAUUGCUAGGGAUCAGCGUUAUUGUUUAUUUUGUAAUUCACAUGAUAUUGAGGAUGAAUAUCAUUUUAUGCUUAUAUGUCCAUCUUUAGAGGAGAUACGCACAAAAUAUGUACCAAAGUAUUAUUACCAACGCCCAUCGAUGUUUAAAUUUUUGGAUAUGUUGGGCAUUAAUAACAAAACCAAAUUAAUUAAAAUUUCUCUUUUUAUUAAAUACGCAUUAAAUAAAAGAAACUCAUUGUUAAAUGUAAGUUCAUCUUCGUAAAACAAGGACACAUACUUUAACAUUUUGAAUAUCACAAUAUGUAUGUAUAUCACAAUAAAAUGUAAUAAGUUUUAUAAUAAAGACCAGGUAUACCGUAUAUACAGGUAUACCGUAGUUACUGUCAAUAUAUGAUUACCGUGACAUGAAUGUUCUUAAUUAUGCUUUGUUUGUUUUGUUAUAUUGACGAUGUACAUUGUGCAAGUCAUAAUAAAACACAUGUUCUGUUC